UCUUGCCCUUGCCCUCAUUCGCUGGACCCGCAGAAGAGAGCCAACGCCGCCUUCCUCAUCGCCGCCUACGCCAUAAUUUACCUAAAAAAGACCCCCGAGGAAGCAUACAAACCACUGGUGGGCGGAAACAGCCCGCAGUUCUGUCCCUUCCGAGAUGCCGCGUAUGGGAUGUCGACGUACCAUCUCACGCUGCUCGACUGUCUGCAUGCGAUCGACAAGGCCUUCAAAUUGGGCUUCUUCAACUUCGAUGACUUCGACGUCGACGAGUAUGAGUAUUACGAAAAAGUGCAGAAUGGCGACUUCAAUUGGAUCAUGCCAGGUAAAUACCUUGCUUUCUGUGGACCGCAUGCCGAGAGCAAGAUCAAGAAUGGAUACACACUCCAUUCCCCCGAGACUUACUUCAGCUAUUUCCGCAAGCAUAAUGUGACAACCAUAGUGAGACUCAACAAAAAGAUUUACGACGCUUCGCGGUUCAAGAAUGCAGGCUUUGAACAUUAUGAUAUGUACUUUAUUGAUGGAUCGUGUCCUUCAGAUGAAAUCAUGAGGGAAUUCCUGCGUGUCAGUGAAAAUACUGAUGGAGCUCUUGCUGUACACUGUAAAGCUGGCCUAGGGCGUACAGGAUCCCUCAUUGGUUGCUACAUGAUGAAGCACUUCAGAUUCACAGCAGCAGAGUCUAUUGCCUGGUUGCGCAUCUGCAGGCCAGGCUCCAUUAUCGGGGGGCAGCAGCAAUGGCUCACUUCGAAACAGUCUUCACUGUGGCUAGAAGGAGACAUCUUCAGAGCACGCAACAAAAAUCAAAACUUGAACAAGAAAUUCGAUUUUGGAAUUUAUAGCAUUGCUUGGAGGGACCACUUGGCCAACAUGCGGAAUAACCAGAACAAAAACAACUGCAAGAAUGAUAAUAAAAAGAAGAUGGUUAAUGGAAAUACAUCAGAGGAUGAUGUAGAUCGAGAGGAAAAUGUCCAAGUAGUGCUAAGUGGCGUUGACUUGUUGAAGUUGGAUGAUCAAACUUCACAAACAGAUAAUCAUGACAAGUACAUCGAGGAUGUUGCAAAUAGUAAUGCAGACAGUAAAGAUUCCGAGACUCGACUUAUAAAUGGGCUUUCACAAGGCGAUCGCCUAAAUCAGCUGAAAGCUUCACGAACCCAUGCCCGUUCUGCCACGACUGGACGAGUACACCUUGAGGACAAAGCUCACGUGCGUACCAAGUCCACGCCCCUGGGGAGUGGAGGCAGUGGUAGUGGUGGUGGUGGGCGAGAGGCUGUGCUGUCUCCACUGAAAGCUGGCAAGGUCUCCACCAUCACCACAGCCUACAGAGACACGGCUCGUAGGCCUAUGCGAUCCACUACCACAGCCACAAGCAAGAGACAUGCAUGGCUAUUGGGAUCGGUGUAUCGGGGAUCCGCUCAUCGUGGGAACAAGGCUCUGGGGAUGUCACGAUCCCCGGGUCCUCCUUCUGUCUCACAGCCCCUAACACGGGCCCUGAUUUCAUCUUCCAUGGCUCCACCAGAGACCCCACAUGGUGGUCCUGGUGGGGGCUCUGCAUCUCAGACUUCAGCAAGAAAGAUGCACCUUAGCAGUACCAGCGGGUCGUCCUCUAGUCUUUCCAAAUCCUUUCAUGUUACUCUUUCUUCUCAGUCUAAAGUGCCCUGUCUGUCGUCUCUUUCGUCCUAUUCUUCCUCCUCGUCCAACGACAGUCCAAUAGCCAGAACUAAUGAGGUGAACAAUGUUGUGGCUGGAGUGUCAUCUUCGGGUGCUGUGGACAAUGGAAACAUUGGGGAAAGUCAACAGUUUAAUAAUAACAACUCUGAACAAGAGGGAGAUAGUGGAGGCUGCAGCUUGAGAGAGGAUGAGAGAAGUCGGACAUCCAAUUUGGGAAACCGCUCACACCUUUCACCUGUCAUUCACAGCAAACUCCCAGUCUAUCGCGUAGUAAAGGGGAUAACAAAUAGUAAUCAACUUUUUCACUACCGUUUCUCUCCUGUCCGAACCUCAAAUACACUUGCCAGCAGGUCCACGAAAGCUGCCCUUGUCAGAUGACUACCAAUACUGCCCACCUCGAAAAGCAAGAACAGUAAGAAAA
Messenger RNA from Penaeus vannamei (Pacific white shrimp), 2083 nucleotides. NCBI's taxonomy places the organism in Eukaryota, Metazoa, Arthropoda, Malacostraca, Decapoda, Penaeidae. The record is from RefSeq and is a predicted model, not a curated record.